Molecule: messenger RNA, 2205 nt
Organism: Coniosporium apollinis CBS 100218
Lineage: Eukaryota; Fungi; Ascomycota; Dothideomycetes
Exons: 1
Coding region: 1-2205 (734 amino acids)
Source: RefSeq, a predicted model, not a curated record
AUGUCUCUUGUUCUACAGGCCAUCUUUCUUCUUUGUGUGGCGUUUUCUGUUGUUAAAGCUGUCGAAGCUGCAGCACGACUCCUCACGAGGAAACGAAAUCGGAAACGAGAUGUCGAGCGGCCGCCCAGUCCCAUUGUCAAGCCUCUAUCCGGCGAGAAGAGCGUACCGUCUCAGGUAGCACUGAGAGACAAACCAAACGAUGUCGAGUCGGCCUCCCUACAAGAGCACAAGGAUCUGUACUACAAGUUGCAAAAUCUCGAGCGUUACCCCGAGAUCCUGCCGCGAUGCAGGGAUAUACUGAUCCAAAUGUUCGCCGAAACCCUCACGGAUGCGCAAGAACACCCCGAGACCGGCAUUCUGUCCAUAGAAUGCUAUACGCGGGAGAACCUUGCUGCGUUCUUGCGCAGUGAGAACGAUGGGACCACCGAACAAUGGGAGCAGUACGUUGCAAGGAGAAAAGGGGGGUCAGUGAGGGAGAUGUUCAAAGACAAGGAAGAAGCAGUGUGGUGGCUCAAACAAGCCGCGCCAGUAAAGUAUGUUGACGGCGCAUGGCUGGGCCACAUCAACAAGAUCUCGACUCCCUUUGCGCUACGCCGGUCCACCAAGGACGCUUGGCAGGUCAUGUCGGAGGAGUUGGGUGAUGGCGAUCUGGACAAGAAUCAUGUAACGGUUUAUCGCGACUUGAUGGAGGAGAUUGGGGCCGGACUACCUGAGGGCGAUACCCUUGACUUCAUACACCCACGGCAUGAUCUCAAUGAACCCCGCGUCUGGAAAGCAGCUCUCGCUCAAUUGCUCAUAUCCCUCUUCCCGCACGAGUUCUUGCCGGAGAUACUAGGCUUCAACAUGGCCUAUGAGGGCUUGCCACUGCAUCUUAUGAAGACCGUUAAGGAGCUCGAGGAACUGAAGCUCAACGCUUACUACUUCUUGCUCCACAUCGCCAUCGACAAUGCGGACAGCGGUCACGCCAGGAUGGCAAUGGAAGCAGCGGUUGGAUACAUAGAGCAAAUGCGGGAGAAAGGCGGAGACGCGGCAGCUCAACAAGCGUGGAAACGCGUACAAGCUGGUUUCGUUCUGGCCGAAGGUCUACCAACUACACCUCAGUCGCCGUCUCUCAAGCUACCCGCUGUCGAAUCUUUCCCCCGAAACGACCGCGAAGCCGAGGUUGUCAAGAUCUUCCAGGCCAAAGCACCCGUGGCGCACAAGAUCCACUGCAGCAGCAGGCUUAAGAUCGGCCGUCACAGCCUGGUCGACUGGCUCGAACCAAACGCGUUCGCUUCGAAGCAGUGGCAGAUGGAUUUCCUGGAUGAUCUCUCAAGCAUGAAACCUUGGGUACGGAAGGGCGACAGCAGUAACAGCCGGCUCAUCCAAGAGCUCUCCUGGGAAGGAAAAAUGUUUGGAUCCUUCACCCAGAGCGAGGUUGAGGUUGUCAAGGCUUGGAUUGACGGCCUUGGUGCUCCAGACAGCCGCAUCUACUGGUCCUUCGUUGGGCGGGACGCAGUUCCUUCGAGCGAAGCAUGUCAGAUGAACGACAUUCGCGAGGACUACCCGGUCCUGAAGCAAGUCCAGUCCUCAGAGGUUUCCUCGGAGCCCGUACCGCAGGAAACCCUUACCGCGACCGAUCUCUUCUCCCCCAACCCAACGAACAUCAACAGAUUCAUCCCUCUCUGGUUCGCCCAUCCUUGCCUCCUCGAAAACUUCGUCUCCAUCCCUGCGAAAGUAGCGAACAGCACCGGCUCCGCAGUCGUCCGCGUUCUACGUGCUCAAUCAGGCUUCGAGAAUGAAGGUCCAGGCGUAGCGGGCAUGGACGAAGUGCGCCGGCCGCAUACUGUCGGCCUAGUGGAACUCGGCUUAGAGAUGAUGCAGCGCGCGGGUCUGUCCGCACCGCGAUCUCUCAAGGAGGCACUUGCUGGUCGCGAUGACAGCUUCGCGAUCGAGAUGCUACAUGCGUCGAUGAAGCCCAUACAGAGCGCGAACUUCUUAAUUGGGAUGGCCUGGGCGUUUGUGCAGCUUCAUGAGGCGUUGACGGCGUCGAGCUUGCUGAGUGAGACGAGUCAGGAGGUGUUGCGGCAGAUCGCCCGGAGGGAGCGGGAUGGGUUGAGGGCGUGCUUGGAGGUCAUUGAGCAGGAUACACGGCAGUAUACUGAUUUCUCUAGGGGUUAUAGCCUUGGGAGGGCCGAGAUAGAGUUUUGCUUUACUCGUAGCUGA